AUGAGUACAGACUUCCAGAAACUCCUUUUUGACAUUUCUGAGGCUUUGGUCACAGAUGAACUGGCAGCUCUGAAGUUCCUCAGCCUGGAGCACGUCCCAAUGAGGAAGCUGGAAGCCAUCCAGGAGCCCAAGGCCUUCUUUGAAGCACUGCAGGAGAAAGACAUGAUCGAGGCAGGGAACCUGUCCUUCCUGAAGGAGCUGCUCUACCGGAUCAAUCGAAUGGACCUCCUGGCUGCCCAGCUGGGCUCCAGCCGAGAGGAGAUGGAGAGAGAGCUUCAGACCCCAGGCAGUGCACGGGUGUCAGCCUACAGGCAACUGCUAUAUGGAAUUGCAGAGGACUUGACUCCAGAAGAUGUCAAGAGUGUGAAGUUCCUGCUCCAAAAACAAAUACCAAAGAACAAGCUCCAGGAUAAUGCUUCAAUGUUGAAGGUCUUCCUGGAAAUGGAAAGAAAUGGGAUACUUAAAGAUGAUGACCUGGCAAUGCUGAAAGAUAUAUUGAAGGGAUUUAGAGCUGACAUAAAGAAAAAAAUUGAUAACUAUGAAGAAAAAAAAAAAGAAAAUAAUUCUAAGGACAAACUCCAUUAUCCAGAGUUGGUGUCUGUGCAUCCAGCAGAACAAGGAGCAGAGGGGGAGACACCACACCUGCUUGUGGAAUCAUAUAAGAUGGAAAAUAACCCCCAUGGUUACUGUGUGAUUCUUAACAACUACAUUUUUAAAAAUCCAUAUGAAGCCAGAGAAGGAACAAUGAAAGAUGGAGAGGCUGUGAAGAGGGUGUUUAAGUGGCUUCAGUUUGAGACAGUUGAGCACAUGGAUCUAGAAGCAAAGCAAAUGUAUGCAAAAGUUAAAGAAUACAGUGAAAAAGAUCAUAGUAACAUGGACUGUUUUGUUUGCUUCAUUUUUUCCCAUGGUGAAAAAGACAAAAUAAAAGGCGUUGAUCAUGAGUUUGUAAAUAUUAAAGAUUUACUCUCCUGCUUCAGUGGAUCUAAUUGUCCUUCUCUUGCUGGCAAACCCAAGCUGUUUUUCAUCCAGGCUUGUCAAGGCUGUGUAGGUCAUCCAGCUGUCACAGUAAAAGACUUUUCUGACCAUCUUGAGACGGAUGCUACCCCUUUGACUUCCAUUCCUGAUAAGGCUGAUAUUCUAGUUGGCAUGGCUACAGUGGAAGACUAUGAGUGCUACCGCUGUACGAAGACUGGCAGUGUUUAUGUUCAAUGCCUCUGUGAUAAGAUGGAGUCGCUUUGCCCACUCCGCAAGGAUCUCGUAACCAUCCUGACAGAAGUGAACAAGGAAGUAGGAGGAAGAGUACUAAAUGGAUGGAAGCAGAUGCCAAAGAUAACAUCAACCCUACGGAAGCAAUUGAUCUUCCAAAUUCCACCAUGUCAGUCAACUGAAAAGUAG
Messenger RNA from Cariama cristata (Red-legged seriema), 1395 nucleotides. It is a transcript of the gene CASP8, whose product is annotated as caspase 8, apoptosis-related cysteine peptidase. Bases 1 to 1395 code for a protein of 464 amino acids. Gene Ontology annotation, biological process: regulation of apoptotic process; proteolysis; apoptotic process. Lineage: Eukaryota; Metazoa; Chordata; Aves; Cariamiformes; Cariamidae. The transcript is spliced from 7 exons. Gene Ontology annotation, molecular function: cysteine-type endopeptidase activity; protein binding. The record is from RefSeq and is a predicted model, not a curated record.